Chlorella variabilis is the source of this 603-nucleotide messenger RNA. RefSeq lists its product as hypothetical. The transcript has 4 exons. Lineage: Eukaryota; Viridiplantae; Chlorophyta; Trebouxiophyceae; Chlorellales; Chlorellaceae. The record is from RefSeq and is a predicted model, not a curated record. Bases 1 to 603 code for a protein of 200 amino acids.
AUGAACACGCAGAUGGCCAAACAUAGCAGCAGCAGCCUGGGCGCCGCGAGCCUGACCCAGCAGCGGCCCAUCCAGAUGCGCAGCGCCGGCCGCAUUGCACCCCGCGCCCUGUUCGCCACCAAGAAAGCCGUCGCAGUUGAGGAGCCACCGGCGCCCGCCAAGCGCGGCCUGUUCGGCCGCGCCGCCACCACCACCAAGCAGCAGCCGGCCGCCGCCAAGCAGCAGAAGCGCAGCAGCAUGGCUGUUGACAAGGCAGCCGAGUACGAGAAGCGCCAGGGCCUCCUCAGCCGCGCAGUGAGCGCGCUGGACUUUGCCGAGGUGCGGUCCACCUCCGACGCGGAACUGCUGUACGAUGCCAAGUACGGGCGGCGGGACGAGAGUGGCAAGAUGACCAAGGAGCAGUACGGCGCGCUGAAGCGGCGGGUGGUCGGCACCGCCAAGGACUACUGGAAGGACUGGGUGGACGUGAAGGGCGAGUACACCGACAGGGGCUUUGUGGCCAAGGACCGCGCCUCCACCGCCUCCUCCGUCCCCGCCCUGCCCUUCCUGGUCGCCACCGUGGUCGCCAUGCUGGGAGCCACCGUCGUGCUGUUUGCCGCCUAG